Solanum dulcamara is the source of this 1076-nucleotide messenger RNA. RefSeq names its product transcription repressor OFP6-like. NCBI's taxonomy places the organism in Eukaryota, Viridiplantae, Streptophyta, Magnoliopsida, Solanales, Solanaceae. The transcript has a single exon. The coding region runs from base 73 to 627 and encodes 184 amino acids. Gene Ontology annotation, biological process: negative regulation of DNA-templated transcription. The record is from RefSeq and is a predicted model, not a curated record.
UGACUUUCUCCACACUUCUCCUUUCUCACUCCCAACAACAAAAAUCUCUCUGCAACUUUCACUUUUCAGGCAAUGUCAACUCACCGGCGAAGAAUCAUUCUCAGCAAUGUCACCGUAAAACUCGGCUGCAGCAGCAGUUGCAUUCGACCAAAACUUUCAAGUAUUUUCCACCCAAAACCCCGUAACAGAAAAUCCCCCCAAACCAAAACCCACAACAAAAAUUACUCAAAUUAUUCCUCUUGCAGUUCAUGGGACACGACGACGACGACUUUUUCGCCGCAUUCGGAAAGUACGACGAACGAAUCUUCCGAUUUCAGAACCUCAAAGGCCGUUCAGGGAUUCGGCCGGAUCGGCGGCGAGAGUGUUGCCGUAGAGAAAGAUUCCGACGACCCGUAUUUGGAUUUCCGGCAGUCGAUGCUUCAGAUGAUUUUAGAAAAGGAGAUUUACUCGAAAGAUGAUUUGAAGGAGCUGUUGAAUUGUUUUUUGCAAUUGAAUUCUCCGUAUUAUCAUGGGAUUAUUGUGAGGGCUUUUACUGAGAUCUGGAAUGGAGUUUUUUCUCUCCGGCCAGGAGUUGCCGGAGCUAGCUCGCCGUUCUUGCAUGGCGGAGGUCACGUGACUUAUAGGUGAUAGUCACGUGACAUUUUGCGGAAGCUAAGCUAGUUCGCUGUUUUUGCAUGGCGUAGGUCACGUGACUUACAGGCCAUAAUCACGUGACACCUUUUUUUUUUUUUUAAUUUUAAGUGUUUUCACGUUAAGUGUAUGUAGUUGCCGUUAGUAGUAGUUAAUAUUUUAUUCGGAUUUUUCAAAAAUAUUUUUUUUUUUGAAGAAUUUGAGUAAUAUAGGGUUGUGGGACCCAUAAUUAUUUGUAAUAGAAUGGGUUUCUAGAAAUAGUUUAUUAUUAGUAAGUUUUUUUUCUUCUUUUAAUUUAGUAUUAGGAGGGAAAAAGGGGUUCUAUUUUCACAGCCUUUUUGAUUAUGGAGGAGAAAAAUUUAAAGAUGUAUUAUGUAGUCAAUGGGUGGUCAAAAAUGUUGUGAAAAUUGAAAUCUAUUAUUAGUAAUGUAUUGUUCUUAUUUCUG